AUGGCUGGAAUACAGAAUGGACCAAUUCCAACGAGAUUGAUUUUACUUUCCGAUCUCUCAAAAUGCCCGCCAGGGGAAAAGAUCCGUUUUCUGGGAUGCGUAACAAAUUACUCUACAAAAACAGCCAUCUUAACUCUGGAGCAUAAUCAUCCACCCGGAAACAAACUUAAGGCACUGGUGGACAUAACGCUCUUGGUCAACACUUUGAAAUCGAGCGAAACACGUAUUGGCGAAUGGGUCAAUGUCAUAGGUUAUACUCAAGUUCCACAGCAACGCCGAGCCAAUUAUACCAACUCUGACGAAUUGCAUGUCCAAGUGCAAGCCAUCGUUUUGUGGCCAUCCGGUCCACUGAAGCUUGAUGGGUAUGAGAGAAGUCUCGACCAGCAAAAAGCCGACCAAGAUCAGGAGAUCAUCUGUAGGGCUAGAUGAUAUCCGGUCCAAAUCAUGAAUGAUACCUGC
This is a messenger RNA of Amorphotheca resinae ATCC 22711, 459 nucleotides long. RefSeq lists its product as hypothetical. Gene Ontology annotation, biological process: telomere capping. Lineage: Eukaryota; Fungi; Ascomycota; Leotiomycetes; Helotiales; Amorphothecaceae. Bases 1 to 429 code for a protein of 142 amino acids. Gene Ontology annotation, molecular function: single-stranded telomeric DNA binding. Gene Ontology annotation, cellular component: CST complex. The record is from RefSeq and is a predicted model, not a curated record. The transcript has 2 exons.